Leguminivora glycinivorella is the source of this 3636-nucleotide messenger RNA. RefSeq names its product zinc finger MYM-type protein 1-like. Gene Ontology annotation, molecular function: protein dimerization activity. The coding region runs from base 863 to 3406 and encodes 847 amino acids. The record is from RefSeq and is a predicted model, not a curated record. NCBI's taxonomy places the organism in Eukaryota, Metazoa, Arthropoda, Insecta, Lepidoptera, Tortricidae. The transcript has 2 exons.
CGUAACUAAGGCGGUGCCAGCAGUGCCCAGGCACAGGGCGCAGACCCUGGAGGGGCGCAGAAAUGACCAGACUAGUAUCUACUUUUAUCUCAUGCAUGGUAGCUAGUAGGUACAUUUUGUUUUAUUGCGAACAUGGUGUAGACGCGCCCUACUGUACUAUCUAUAGUUAUAUUUAAAUCGCAUUUUCAAGCGAUCUUGAAACAACAACACAUGUAAAGGUGGAUUAUCGGUUUUAUACAUUUAGUAUGGUAACGUUCACACUACUGCUUAACGUGUUGUGAUGGUUUAUGUAUGGAACCGAUACAGUUCUGACGCGUCAGUCGUCACGUCACGAUACAUCAGACAAAUGUAUAUCCACCUUAAGUCUUGCUGGCAAUAUGACAUACAUAAACAAAAGUACCUACAUAAACCGUUAUUUUCAAUGAUAUCUCACAACAAAAAAAUCUCCAAUAAAAAUAUUUUUAUUUUUUUAUAAAAAUAAAACAAAAAGUAAAACACAUGACAGAGCUAAACUAAAAAUUACUAAAUAGUUACUAUGUAAACUUGUCCUUUUAAGAACGCAUCCAAUAUUCAUUAAUAUCUGAACGCAUCGAUCAUGCCGCGCCGCGCCGCCGUCCCAAUGUUCGGGGAUUCCCCGAUACAUCGCUAAUACGCAUUCAAUUGGCCGACCGUAGCGGAGGUUAUAGUUAUUGAUUGUUUUGUCAACUAUUGUCAUUAUUCGUAUAAAAUGACAUUAAUUUAAAGUAAAAUUGUGUGUGAGAGUGAAUAAGGUUAUUGUUGAUUUGUUGUUCGUUGAUAAACUCGUUUGGAAAUAUUACCUGUCGGUUACCGUAAGCUAAGGACUCACGCUAUAACAAACAACAUGUCACAAAAACGUCCAUCUGGUUCUGAAUUUCGUAAGAGAAAACGCGUUAGAGAGAUGGAAGCAAAAAAAAUGGAAAAUACCUUACGAAAGUGGACAGUCACACAACAAGAAAACAGUCAGGAAGAUGUGUCCAAUGAUGACGUUUUGGCCCUCACUGGUAUGUCUGGAACUAAAUCUGGAAACAAUUUAAAGAUAAUAUAUAAAGAAAAAGAAGACAACCCAGUCAACCCAUCCCAGCAAGACUUGACCUUACCCAUCACCACCAGUCCAAGUUCUGAAAUUCAAAUUGAAAAAGCAGCUGCUACUGAUAAGAUCCAGUUAGACAUAAACGAUCCUGUUUCAUGGUUACCAUUAACUGAUCACAUUCGUUGUUUCCUUGUCGAGAAAGGUCCUGAUCAAGGAAAAGUAAGUCAAAAUAUUUCUUCAACUGAAGACGCAGGACGAAAAUUUAAUAUACAUUGGUUUACAAAAAAAAUGAGCAAUGGCGAGAUGGUACCCAGGUCUUGGUUGAUUUACAGUAAAAAAAGAGAUGCAAUAUUUUGUUUCCCAUGUAUACUUUUCGGUUCUUCCUCGACUAAGCAAAUAAUGCCGGCCCUGGCUGAUGCACAAAAAGGAUUUAAUGAUUGGCGUCAUUUAAGUCCACGUAUUCCUGAGCACGAAAACUCUACAUUUCAUAGAGAAAAUUGUAUUAAGUGGAAAAUGCUUGAACAGAAAAUAAAACGUAAGACCACAAUAGAUGCAUCCUUACAAAAGGCUAUUGAUCAAGAAACAAAUAAGUGGAGACAUAUUUUAAAAGUGUGUACCAACAUACUUUUGUUUUGCGCGGAAAAUAAUUUACCGCUCAGAGGCUCUCAUGAGCGUAUUGGAGAAUCAGGAUCUGGAGUUUUCUUAAGUGCCGUCGAUAUGAUUUCAAAAUUCGACCCUGAACUUAGAGCGCAUAUUGAAUCGCUUCAUAAAGGAAAUAUUUCAUAUUUUACGCCUUAUAUUCAAAACGAGCUUAUAGAUAUUCUUGCCUCUGAGGUCAAAAAACAAAUUUUAGACGAUGUUCGUGCGGCAAAAUACUUUUCCAUACUUUUUGAUUGUACGCCAGACGUAUCGCAUAAAGAACAGAUGUCACAAAUAUUGAGAUUCGUAAAAGUAUCCGAGCAGAAAGUUACAAUCGAAGAACGGUUCAUAGAUUUCAUCCAGUCUCAUGAAAAAACGGGCGAGGGAUUGUCGAAAGAGAUUUUAGAGAAAUUAGAAGUUGAUGGAUUGAAUAUUCAAGAUCUUCGUGGCCAAGGCUACGACAAUGGUAGUAAUAUGGCCGGUAAAUAUAACGGAGUCCAAGCCAAAAUAAAACAAAUUAAUGAAAAUGCUGAUUAUGUGCCGUGUGCAGCGCAUUCUUUGAAUUUAUCUGGCGUACACGCUGCUAGUGUCACACCUGACAUGAUCACAUUUUUUGGAUUAAUCCAGAAAAUAUUUGUGUUUUUUUCGAGUUCAACGGUCAGAUGGGAAACUUUAAUGAAAUACUUAAAUAUUUCUUUGAAAAAACACGCCGACACUAGAUGGGCCUCUAAAGCUAGGGCUGUCAAAGCUUUGAACUCGCAAAUACCCCAAAUCUGGUGUGUGCUAAAGAUUCAAACUACCAAUGAUUACAAUGCUGAAACAAUUUCUACAGCUAAAAGCAUAAUGAACCAAAUUAAUUAUAAAUUCAUAUGUACUCUCCAAAUUUGGGAUAAAAUUUUGGAAUCUGUUGACAAAGUGAAUGUAGCUCUACAGUCUAAAACUAUGACUAUCGACAAAGCUUCUGAAUUAAUAAAGGGAUUAACAAACCAGAUACAAAAUAUUCGCGAGACUAUAGACAUUGUUUUCGAAAAGGCAAAAAAGAUUUGUGAACAAUGUGGCAUUGAAGACAAUUUUCCUGAAAAGCGACGAAAGCGAGUAAAAAGACACGAUUUAAUUGAAAGUUCAGACUCCGGCUACGACAUUACUCAGCAACAAAGUUUCAAAAUUCAGAUAAAUGAAGCAAUAGAUACAAUCAUUUCUGAAUUAAAAUGGCGAUUCGAAAAACUACGCGACAUACAUAACUCUUUCGGUUUUUUGACCUUAAAACACAUUACUACAUAUUCGGUUGAAGAACUAAAAAAAUAUGCAGCUGAUUUGAGCAUCAAAUAUUCUGCAGAUAUAAAUGCGACAGAAUUUUGGUCCGAAAUAGAAACUUUGAAGAGUCAAGUUGAAGCGACUACAUUAUUUGAUAAUUGUGAAUGUCAGUCAAGUAUGGGUCUUCUCAAAGCUAUAGUGGAACUGGAUUUAAAGGAAAUGUUUCCCAAUAUAGUAGUCGUUUUAAAGAUAUUUUUAACGAUGCCAGUGACUGUAGCUUCUUGCGAGAGAUCGUUCAGUAAGCUCAAAUUAAUAAAAACGUAUCUGCGCUCGACGAUGGGUCAAGAAAGAUUGUCUGGCCUAGCAAUUUUGUCGAUUGAACGCGACAUAGCACGGCUCCUGUCAUAUGAAAAUGUAAUAAAGGACUUCGCAAUGAGAAAAGCGAGGAAAGUAAAUCUUUAAGUAAUCUUAAAGUAAGUACUCAUUUCUGUAUUUGAGCAACUAUUUUUGAAUAAACAAUUUUUAUCUUAAAGAAAUAUACUAAGUAGGUACUUACAUACUUUGGUUAACAAUAAAUAGAUAGAUUUAUUUGUAUGCACAUUUGUCAAUUUUAUUUUCAGAGCCUGGUUAGAGCAUUUUUCAGGGGCGCAGUUUUGAAAGCUCGCACUGGGUGCAUAAAAGGCUAGUUACGG